Rangifer tarandus platyrhynchus (Svalbard reindeer) is the source of this 855-nucleotide messenger RNA. The record is from the annotation of a GenBank genome assembly. Lineage: Eukaryota; Metazoa; Chordata; Mammalia; Artiodactyla; Cervidae.
AUGUUCGGGAUGCUGAGCAGCAGCUUUGAGGAUGAUCCCUUCUUCUCUGAUUCUUUCAUCGCACACCGAGAAAGUAUGCGACAGAUGAUGAGAAGUUUUCCUGAACCUUUUGGAAGAGACAUGCUCAGCAUCUCUGAUAGGAGAGGAGGAGCUCGUAACCGUAUGGGACGUGAGGAUGAAGGAAAUUCCUUGACUGCAAUGAGUUCUCUCGUGCCUUUUGGCAGUUUUGGUGGUAUGCAUACAGAUGUCAACCCUUUUCAGGCAAUGGACCGAAUGAUGUUAAAUAUGCGAAACAGUAUGCAGGAAUUACAAAGAAACUUUGGUCACCUUUCAAUGGAUCCAAAUGGACAUUCAUUUAGUUCUUCCUCUGUGAUGACUUAUUCCAAAGUAGGAGAUGAACCACCAAAGGUUUUCCAGGCUUCAACACAAACCCGUCGGGCUCCAGGGGGAAUAAAGGAAACCAGGAAAGCAUUAAGAGAUUCUGACAGUGGACUAGAAAAAAUGGCUGUUGGUCAUCACCUCCAUGACCGAGCUCAUGUCAUUAAAAAGUCAAAGAACAACAAGACUGGAGAUGAAGAGGUCAAUCAAGAGUUCAUCAAUAUGAAUGAAUGUGAUGCUCAUGCUUUUGAUGAUGAGUGGCAAAAUGAAAUUCUGAAGUACCAGCCAAGGGGACAAUGGCGCAAUCUAGAUAACUCUAGGAUGCGAAGUGUUGGUCAUGAGCAUUCAGGAUCCCGAGAACUUAAAAGAAGGGAGAAACAUCAUCAAAAUCCAGCCAUUGAACAUGGAAGAAGAUCAAAUGUUUUUGUGGACAAACUCAACAUCAAAGGAUCACCUGUGAAAAUCAACAAAAAAUAA